Lepus europaeus (European hare) is the source of this 1434-nucleotide messenger RNA. RefSeq names its product mitochondrial ribosomal protein S2 (gene MRPS2). The record is from RefSeq and is a predicted model, not a curated record. Gene Ontology annotation, cellular component: ribosome; mitochondrial small ribosomal subunit. Gene Ontology annotation, biological process: translation. The transcript is spliced from 4 exons. Lineage: Eukaryota; Metazoa; Chordata; Mammalia; Lagomorpha; Leporidae. Bases 4 to 894 code for a protein of 296 amino acids. Gene Ontology annotation, molecular function: structural constituent of ribosome.
GCCAUGGCGCCCGCCGCGGCCACGCUGUCGCGCCUGCUGUGCGCGGGUGCCUGGCGCCGGCCCCAGCUCUGCACGAAGGCGGCGCGCGGCCCCGUCCGGCCCGGCUGGAGGACGCUGGGCAGCGGCCCGGCCCCGGCGGUCCGCGAGCGCGGGGACCACAGCGGUGUCGGUGGCCUGGCCCCGGACGUCCGUGACCAGGUCCUCCGGGAGCCGCUCAAGCACGCCGACUUCUUCAACGUGCGGGAGCUCUUCUCCGUGAGGAGCCUGUUCGAGGCCCGCGUGCACCUGGGCCACAAGGCCGGCUGUCGGCACAGGUUCAUGGAGCCCUACAUCUUCGGGAGUCGGCUGAACCAGGACAUCAUCGACCUGGAGCAGACGGCCGCGCACCUGCAGCUGGCACUCAACUUCACGGCGCACGUGGCCUACCGCGGGGGCGUCAUCCUGUUCGUGAGCCGCAGCCGGCAGUUCUCGCACCUGGUGGAGAGCACGGCGCGCGCCUGCGGCGAGUACGCGCACACGCGCUACUUCAAGGGCGGCCUGCUGACCAACGCCGGCCUCCUGUUCGGCCCCGCCGUGCGCCUGCCCGACCUGCUCAUCUUCCUGCACACGCUCAACAACGUGUUCGAGCCGCACGUGGCCGUGAGGGACGCGGCCAAGAUGAACAUCCCCACGGUGGGCGUGGUGGACACCAACUGCAACCCCUGCCUCGUCACCUACCCCGUGCCCGGCAACGACGACUCCCCGCCCGCCGUGCAGCUCUUCUGCCACCUCUUCCGGCUGGCCAUCAGCCGCGCCAAGGAGAAGCGCCGGCAGGUCGAGGCCUUGUACCGCCUCCAGGGCGCCGGGGGCCAGGGAGCGCACACCAGGCCGCCCGAGCCGGGCCCUGCGCCCUAGCCAGGAGGCUCUGAGCCUGACCUCGCCCAGCUGGCCGCCGUGACUUGGCCGGGCGCCGGGGUCCUGGGGCCUGGCACCGGGGUCCUGGGGCCUGCCACCCACAGACCGUCCGAGUCCGUCACUGGGAAGCUUGGGUCUCCCGGGAGUCCCAGCAGCUGGCGCUGCCGCCUCCAGGAAACCACCCGGGCUUCUCUCCGUCUGAAUCCCCCAGCCGCACGCGGUGCGAGCCGUGGGACCCUCUGGCCGGCUCCCGGCUGCAGAGAGGUGCGUGUCCCCACAGAAAUAAAGCCUGGAUUCGGGCAGUGCGGCGUGGGGCCUCGGCUUCUGCCCUGUGCGAGUUGGUGUUUCGAGGAGGGGCCACGUGGCGAGCACCGUCCUGCUACGGGAGCCAGGGUGGCCUACAGUGUGGGUGAGGCCAGCAGUGGGUCCAGCUGCCACAGGGGGCUCACUUGAGCCCACUGGACGGCACCUGCAUGUCCAGCCAGAGCAGGCAUGGGGGGCCACGGAGGGACAGCAGGGGCACUGGCCAGUGGGGACUUG